This is a messenger RNA of Pocillopora meandrina, 218 nucleotides long. NCBI's taxonomy places the organism in Eukaryota, Metazoa, Cnidaria, Anthozoa, Scleractinia, Pocilloporidae. The record is from the annotation of a GenBank genome assembly.
AUGGUUUUAUCUAUAUACAGGGAAACCGAGGAAAAAGAGCAAGAACAGACAACUGGGUGUUUGGAGUGGUAUCAACACGCUAUUCUCCAGCACAAGGGUAUUUCAAGGUUGUGGAGCGUAGAGAUAGAGCUAGUUUGAUACCCAUCCUGCAGAGGGUUUUGCUGCCCUGUACAGAAGUCCACAGUGAUGACUGGGGGGCUUGUUCCAACUUAACAGCC